Molecule: messenger RNA, 696 nt
Organism: Saccharomyces kudriavzevii IFO 1802
Lineage: Eukaryota; Fungi; Ascomycota; Saccharomycetes; Saccharomycetales; Saccharomycetaceae
Gene: PAL2
Product: Pal2p
Exons: 1
Coding region: 1-696 (231 amino acids)
Cellular component (GO): cytoplasm
Source: RefSeq, a predicted model, not a curated record
AUGGAUGUAACAGGGCUGUUCGGCGGAUCUUUCCAUCACGAUGGCCCCUUCGAUGCAUGUACUCCACAAAGGAAUAAGGACAACAAGGUAGCACCCGUACUGGCGUUCCCAGCAGACGGUCCAAACAAUACUGUCGGCGGUGGCUCAAGCAAGAAGUCUACCCUGGAUGAGGUAUUUGGCAGGGAAACAGUAGACGAUGAUUCUGGGACGUGGAAGACGCUGCAAGAUAGAGCAUAUUUAUUUAAUAAGGCUAAUUCCAGCACCUCUACCCUGGAUGCGAUUAAACCAAACACAAAAAAUAUUACGCAAUUUGACUCCAAGAUGAAAACAGAGCUUGUCCAUGGGCCCACAACGAUGGGUCUAGGCUCUACAACGUUUCUGGAUGGGGCGCCAGCAUCAUCCGCAGCCAUAAAGCAAGAUGUUAUCAAGCAUGCACAAGAAUCUCGUAGGAAAAAUAGCGUAUCAAGAAAGAAAUCCCUUCCUUCAAGGAGGCACUUACAGGUGGGCAGCAAUAAUUUAAAACUGGUGAAAACACAUAGUGGACAUUUGGAGCAGAUGGAUGCGAAUGACAACGCCACUGCUGUUGCUACCACCGCUACUCGCGGAAGCGGCUACGACGAUGUCGUAAAAAAAGAAAAUACUGGGAACAAACUGCUUAGAAGAGUGAAAAGCCUGAAAACGGCUAGGAGAACCUAA